Messenger RNA from Sordaria macrospora k-hell, 1830 nucleotides. RefSeq lists its product as uncharacterized. The record is from RefSeq and is a predicted model, not a curated record. NCBI's taxonomy places the organism in Eukaryota, Fungi, Ascomycota, Sordariomycetes, Sordariales, Sordariaceae.
AUGACUUCCAUCUCAGGGAUUGUCCCGUCUCGCCCUGUCUCCCGUUCUGGGAAUGGGGAUGAGAAGAACGGCACGGAAAGAAUGCAUUCGAAGCGCCUGUGUUCAGAUUGGCUGGUGUCUUAUGAGUCCAACUUCUCCGUAGCCAAAGACCGUGAAUGGCUCACUUCCUACACUCCCUUUGAAUCCUACGUGCUAGACCACAAGGGUGCCCUUAUGGAGGUCCUCGGAAUCGGCAGUGUCACCCUUCCUGUCAUGCGCAGCAACAGCGACCCUUUGGACGACGAGAAUUCGACAAAGAAGGGAGAAGUCACGCUUCAAGAAGUUCUUCAUGUUCCCAAAGCGGCUUGCAACGUGGUCUCUAGACAUGACAGAGUUCUGGGGCGUCAGGAGCUGUGGAUGUUGCCCGAUGAGGAGGAUCCUUACAAACGGGGCGUCUUCCAACACAGGAGGGGGAAACAUGCAGGCCUCGAAAAUAUGGAUGUCUCCGUCUAUAUACCUCCGAACAGCGGCUCACUGUGCCUACUCGGCCUGGACCUGGAUAGCCCACCUACAGGCUACGCGCUGGCGCCUACAUCUUUCCCCGGCACUGAUGGACAUGUCAAUGGAUCACCGAAAUCGAACUUCACGUACAGCGGCGACUUGAUACCGCGUACUUGGCCUACCAACCAGAGAGAAAGAUGGAUCAGGAGGAAGGAAACUGGGGAGGAUGAUUUGUGUGUUUGUGAACCGGCAAAUGCCACAGCGACUGGCGCUACUGGACCACGGAUCAAAACCGCGGAGCUGGUGAAGAAGCUCAUGGAUCAACGGGCCGGACUCAUCAGUCAGCUGAAAACGCUGGAUGAGCUCAUUGAUGAGGUGCAAGGCGUCAUCCCGCCUCCAGCGGCAGCGACUAGUGUCAACAGUCUCAACACUAUACCUGCCACACCCGUCUCCAUGGACGCUUCUUUACCUUCAAGUAUGAGGUCAGCGUCAACUGCGAAUGCUGAACCUACACCAACCUCUACGAACACUCCUUCGGUUUCAGAGUUGGUAGACCACUCCGAGGUCUGCCAUGGAGGAGGAGAUACUACCCAAACACCUGAUUUUGCUCGUGUAACGACGAAAGAAGAGAAAAGGGCGAUGGCAGAGCAAGAGGCUAUGACUGAGGUAGACGCCAUGGAGUGGGAAGAAACCAUCGCGGAGGCCAUGGAGUGGGAAGAAUGCCCGGCAGAAACAGAGUCCAUGGAAGAGUCCACAGCAGAGGCAGAGGAAGUAGCAGAGGAAGAACUCAUGGGAGAAGAACAGGUUAUAGUGAAGGAAGAGGUCAUGAUAGAUGAAGAGGCUAUGGCAAAGGAAGAGGUCAUGGCAGACGAAACGGAAAAGGGCAAGGCAGAGGACAAGGUAGAAGAGAACGAGGCCCGGUGGGAGACCCAGUCAGAGGUCCAGGCAAAACAAGAGGCCCAGGUGGAAAAAGAGUCCCAGGUUCAAAGAGAGGCACAGGUUGAGGAAGAGGCCCAGGUUGAGGAAGAGGCCCAGGUUGAGGAGAAGGUAGAGAAAGAGGAAGAGGCCCAAUGGGAGACAGAGUCAGAGGAAGAGGCAGAGGUCCCAGGAGAGGCUGAGGAAAGAGGUCGAAGAAGAUGCAAAGACAAAGGAGGCAAAGGCAGAGAAAAGGUCAAAGCAGGGGAAGAGGCCCAGGUAGAGGAAAAGGUGGAAGAUGAUGAAGAGGCCCAGUGGGAGACCCAGUCAGAGGAAGAGGUUGAGGAAGAGCCAGAAGAGACAGAGGCAGAGGAAGAGACCCGGAAAGAGGAAGAGUCAGGGAAGAGGUGGAAGAAGAGGCAGAUGAAGAGGUAA